AUGCACGUUAAGGUUAUAAUCCUUUUGGUCACUUUAGUGGCUUUCUGUAAUGGCCACCGCGAAUUCGAAACAAAAGUCAAAAACGCAGACACAUUCGCUGCGUUGUUGACGAUUGCAAGGAACGAAAGUGAAUCCGCUGAUUCAUUCAUCUCACAACAAGCAGAGGACUACAAAAACGCUGUUAUCAGUAACAACGAGACAUACAAUGCACUUGUUGAACAAUUUGCAGAAUCAGAGAAGACCAGAAAGUUACAGUGUAUAUUGAGAAAGUUUGAUUAUUCAAGAGUGAGGAAAAGUACUGGGCGAUUGAUUAAAGGCUACGCCAAAGAAAACAUCCCGGAAUAUUUAAAUAAAAAAUAUUCAAAGGAACGCGCGAAGUUAGAGAAGAAUAUUAUUGAUAUUCAGUUGAUGCAGGAUAGGGCUGAACCAAGUGAUGAUGAUAAUCAAGAUGGCGGUAAUGAAGAAAAUCAGGAAAAUGAAGGAGAUGGAGAAAAUACUGAAAAUGAAGGAGAUGGAGAAAAUACUGAAAAUGAAGGAGAUGGAGAAAAUACUGAAAAUGAAGGAGAUGGAGAAAAUCAGGAAAAUGAAGGAGAUGGAGAAAACACUGAAAACGAAGAAGAAGAACCUCCUGUAACUGAAAACCCAGUCCGUCCACCAACAGCAAGAGAAAUCGCUGCGAUGAAAUCCCAAGCAAGGAAGAUGAUCAUCAAAGCCCAUAAAAGAUUCUAUCAUGCCAUCGAAAGGCACAUGAAGGAUAAAAUCAAUAAUCAGGACGCCACUUUAACUCGCCGAAGAGGUGGUAUGACCAAACGUGGCAGACGGCUCAUGAAAUGCGCUGUGUAG
Dalotia coriaria is the source of this 843-nucleotide messenger RNA. RefSeq names its product protein PFC0760c-like. NCBI's taxonomy places the organism in Eukaryota, Metazoa, Arthropoda, Insecta, Coleoptera, Staphylinidae. The record is from RefSeq and is a predicted model, not a curated record. The transcript has a single exon. Bases 1 to 843 code for a protein of 280 amino acids.